AUGGACGGCGCGCAGCAGACCAACCGCGCUCACAGGCCUGCAAAGGCACCCAAGAAGGGCCCAGAGAAGGGCAAGAACCCAAAGGCAUUCACCUCGGCGUCGUUCAGGAGGGCAGAGAAGCAGGCUAGGAGGAACGUAGAGAAGGACCAGACCCGCCUACAUGUCCCCGCCAUCGACCGCACCUUCAACGGCACCGCAGGUCAGGGAGGCAAGGAUGUCGAGCAGGAGGUCCCGCCCGUCAUUGUCGCCGUAAUGGGGCCCUCAGGAGUCGGCAAGACGACCCUCAUCCGCUCGCUCGUCCGCCGGUACACGAAGAACACGAUGGUCGACAUCAAGGGACCCGUCACCGUCGUCUCUGGCAAGAACCGCCGCCUCACCUUUAUCGAGGUCCCGAACGACUUGGGAGCCAUGAUCGACGUUGCCAAGGUUGCAGACCUCGUCCUGCUGAUGAUCGAUGGCAGUUUUGGCUUCGAGAUGGAAACCUUCGAGGCCCUCUCAGCGCUCAACUCGCACGGUCUGCCCAAGCUCAUCGCCGUUCUCACCCACCUCGACCUCGUCAAGACGCCCGCCAUGCUCAAGGCGCAGAAGAAGCGGCUCAAGAAGCGUUUCUGGACCGAGGUCUACGACGGCGCGAAAAUGUUUUAUUUGUCCGGAGUGAUGAACGGGCGCUACCCCGACAGGGAGAUCCUCAAUCUCAGUCGGUUCAUCUCGGUCGCCAAGUUCCGCCCUCUCACCUUCCGCAACUCGCACUCGUACUUCCUCGUCGACCGCUUCGACGACCUCACCUCCCGCGAAGUCCUCCGCAAAGACCCCAAAGCAGACCGCCACGUCGCGCUGUUUGGCUACCUGCGCGGCGUACCCCUCCGACCACCUGGUCCCUCGAACUCCGUUCGCGUCCACAUCCCCGGCGCAGGAGUCGACGCUUUCGACGUUUCGCGCAUGCUCGAACUCAUCGACCCUUGUCCGUUGCCCACGAAGGACUCGGAGAAACGGCGCAAGAUGGGCGACGCGAACAAGGUUGCGUACGCGCCUAUGAGCGGCGGGUCAGGGCAGGGUGUGACGUGGGACGGCGAGCGCGUGUGGAUCAAUACGAGUGGGACGUUCUCGAAGCGCCGCCUGGAGGACGGCGAGCAGCUCCCGAACGACGAGGUGGGCGAGGAGGGAGUCAAGAUGGUCCUUGACUUGCAGGACGCCGACGAGACGCUCGCGGAGAGUAUGGCCAAGAGUCAGAUUCGGAUCUUUGGCGGGUCGGAGCCCGUCACGGCGGCUGAGUACCAGGCGCAGCAGGCGGCUCAGGCGGAGGCGUCGACUUCGAGCGGCAAGCGGCAGCGUCGCGCGGCCUUCAACGAUGCUGUCGGCGACUACGACCCGGCCGAGUACGACGAUGCGAGCGACGAGGACGACGAUCUGAACGAGGAGGACUUCGACACGGACGAUGAGGCGCUUGAGGAGGGCGACGAGUUGGCGUUUGAGGGGAACGGCAAGAAGGGUGGGAAGCGGAGAGCGAGCGCGUCGGGCGGCGAGCGGACGGAGGAUGUUGCGUACGCCGACAGCGAUUCCGACCUCGACCUCAUUCUCGAUGACGACGAGCGGGCCGCGCGGGAUGCACGUGCUGAGUCGGACGACGACUCUGAUGAGGAUGACUUCGACGAGGACGAGGACGACGAGGAGGAACAGGGGCCGCAGUGGAAGAAGAAUCUGGCGGCACGGGCGGCGGCGACUAUGAGUUCGGGACGGCGGCGGCAGAAUCUCAUGAAGCUCAUCUACAGCUCGACUUUGACGCCCGAGCAGAUCGCUGCUGGCGAGACGGAGGACACGGUCGCUGCGCAGGAGGAAGCGGACGCGCGGAGGGAGGCCCUCGGUGAGGAUGCGGCGGACGACGAGGACGAUCUGUUCCAGCUCGCCAAGGACCGCGCGCAGGGCGAUGACGAGGACAUCUUCCGUCUGCCGGUCAACAUCGCGGAUCUCGAGGUCUGGGAGGACGAGGAGUUCCUCGACUCGAUCCGGCACCUCUUCAUCACCGGCGACAGCGCUCCGACGGGCGAUGGCGCGUACGAAGAGGAGGGCGGCGACUUUGAGGACCUCGAGGCGGAUGGCGAGGGCGAUGCUGGCGACAGGUCGCUGUUCCCGCCCGAGCUGGACGAGCUGGACGAGCUGGACGAUGAGGAGCGCAAGGCGCGCGAGCUCGCUGAGAAGAAGGAGGAGCUCAAGCGCAAGUUCGACGCCCAGUACGAUGACGACUCGGACGAAGAGAAGAUGGACUUUUACACGGAGCAGAAGGCCGAGAUGGAGCGGAAACUCAAGGCUACGCGCGCCGAAUUUGCCGAGGACGACGCCGAGACUCGCGCACUCGUCGAGGGCUACCGACCCGGCACCUACGUCCGCAUCGAGCUCCACGGCGUCCCGUGCGAGCUCGUUCAGAACUUCAACCCGCGCAUCCCGAUGAUUGUCGGCCACUUGCUCGCCCACGAAGAGUCGUUCGGCUACGUCCAGGUCCGACUCAAGAAGCACCGCUGGUACCCCAAGAUCCUCAAGACGAACGACCCGCUCAUCUUCUCGCUCGGCUGGCGACGCUUCCAGACCGUCCCCGUCUACUCGCUCGACGACGGCACGCGGAAUCGCAUGCUCAAGUACACGCCCGAGCACAUGCACUGCCUCGCAACCUUCUACGGCCCGAUCUCAGCGCCCAAUACCGGCUUUUGCGCCUUUACGAGGUUCGGCUCGGAGACGCCUUCGUUCCGCGUCUCAGCGUCGGGCGUCGUUACCGACAUCAACGGGACGACCGAGAUUGUCAAGAAGCUCAAGCUGACGGGCACGCCGUACAAGAUCUUCAAGAACACGGCGUUCAUCAAGGACAUGUUCACGUCGUCGCUCGAGAUUGCCAAGUUCGAGGGCGCCUACAUUCGAACCGUCUCUGGCAUUCGCGGUCAGGUCAAGAAGGCGCUCGCCAAGCCCGAAGGUUGCUUCCGUGCCGCGUUCGAGGACAAGGUCCUUAUGAGCGACAUCGUCUUCCUCCGCGCAUGGUACCAGGUCAAGCCGAGGCAGUUCUAUAAUCCCGUCGGCAAUCUCCUCCUCCGCGACAAGUCGGCGUGGCAGGGCAUGCGCUUGACCGGCGAAGUCCGCCGCGCCGAGGGUGUCAAGACUCCGCAGGACGUCAACUCGCUCUACAAGCCCAUCGUCCGCGAGACUCGCCGCUUCAACACGCUCAAGGUCCCGCGCAAGCUGCAGGCAGCUUUGCCGUUCGCCUCGAAGCCCAAGAUGCAGCUGCCGCAGAAGAAUAAGACCUACCUGCAAAAGCGUGCCGUUGUUAUGGAGCCCGACGAGAAGAAGGCGCUCUCGCUCCUGCAGCAGAUCCAGGCGAUCUCGCGCGACAAGGACGCCAAGCGCAAGGAGGCUAAGCAGGCGCGCAAGGUCGAGCGGGCGAAGAAGCUGGCCAAGGAGGACGAGAAGCGGGGCGAGCGCGAGAAGAAGGAGAAGCAGGAGUUCUUCGCGGCGCAGGGUCGGGCAGAGAAGCGCAAGGCCGAGGGCGGGCGCUUUGCCAACAAGAAGCGGAAGCGCGAGUAG
Molecule: messenger RNA, 3564 nt
Organism: Rhodotorula toruloides NP11
Lineage: Eukaryota; Fungi; Basidiomycota; Microbotryomycetes; Sporidiobolales; Sporidiobolaceae
Product: ribosome biogenesis protein BMS1
Exons: 9
Coding region: 1-3564 (1187 amino acids)
Biological process (GO): endonucleolytic cleavage of tricistronic rRNA transcript (SSU-rRNA, 5.8S rRNA, LSU-rRNA); ribosome biogenesis; maturation of SSU-rRNA from tricistronic rRNA transcript (SSU-rRNA, 5.8S rRNA, LSU-rRNA)
Cellular component (GO): nucleus; 90S preribosome
Molecular function (GO): GTP binding; ATP hydrolysis activity; U3 snoRNA binding
Source: RefSeq, a predicted model, not a curated record